Messenger RNA from Eurypyga helias (sunbittern), 712 nucleotides. Its product is annotated as DCN1-like protein 2. Gene Ontology annotation, molecular function: cullin family protein binding; ubiquitin-like protein binding; ubiquitin conjugating enzyme binding. Bases 11 to 262 code for a protein of 83 amino acids. Gene Ontology annotation, biological process: protein neddylation; positive regulation of ubiquitin-protein transferase activity. The record is from RefSeq and is a predicted model, not a curated record. Gene Ontology annotation, cellular component: ubiquitin ligase complex. The transcript has 3 exons. Lineage: Eukaryota; Metazoa; Chordata; Aves; Eurypygiformes; Eurypygidae.
AGAUCUAGAAAUGGCAAUUGCAUAUUGGAAUUUAGUAUUGUCAGGAAGGUUUAAAUUUCUAGACCUUUGGAAUAAAUUUUUGUUGGAACAUCAUAAAAGAUCAAUUCCAAAAGAUACUUGGAAUCUUUUGUUAGACUUUGGAAAUAUGAUUGCAGAUGAUAUGUCCAACUAUGAUGAAGAAGGAGCGUGGCCUGUUCUCAUAGAUGAUUUUGUGGAGUACGCGCGACCAGUAGUCACAGGAGGAAAACGUAAAACUUCCUAACCCCAAACCUGUCAAUACGGACUAAAGGUGCGCUCUGAACUGCAUUAGGUAACGAGGGUUUGUUGACUGAUAACUGUGCACACGGUUGCUGGUUUCAGUGGCCGUGAGGAGAUUCUGCAGGCCAAACUGAAAUUCUUCCUUUCUGUCUAAAGGAAUAUGUGGCGACUUGUGGACACUUUAAGUACAAACUCAGAAGAUAGUCCAGGCUGUUUGUAGGCUACUGGCUUCAAUUAUUGUACUGGUUGUAUCAUAGAGGAUGUAGGUUUUUGCAUGAUUUUAUACUUUGGAGAACUAGAGGCCGUUUUAUUAAAGUUUUGACAGCACAGCAUGCCGUUCAAGUUCAUGAUCCAAAGCGAACACCAGCAGUUACAUAAAUAAAACUGUAUUAUAUUGUACUUAUAUCAAAAGCAGUAUUUGUGGUAUAUAAAUGAAAUCCCUAAAUAAAACUUA